This is a messenger RNA of Helianthus annuus (common sunflower), 1269 nucleotides long. RefSeq lists its product as uncharacterized. The coding region runs from base 1 to 1209 and encodes 402 amino acids. The transcript is spliced from 6 exons. Lineage: Eukaryota; Viridiplantae; Streptophyta; Magnoliopsida; Asterales; Asteraceae. The record is from RefSeq and is a predicted model, not a curated record.
AUGCACGACCUUAGCAGAAGGAGUUCACAUUGGGGAUCCCUCAGGCAGGGUAAGAGUUUCAUAAGGUCAACCGCCCCCGAGGCCCGCCGCCCUGCCAACUCCCCAAUAAAGCUAGGAUCCCGACUAACAGCUCUACCAAGGAGCUUAACCCCCUUCUCUGGUCUACCGAUCCCUCUCGAUGGUUCAACGGGUUAUCCACAGCAAUUGUUCGACCCCAAGGGGGCAGGGGUAUUUCGUAUGGCUGAAAGUUCAUCUAGUAUUCCAGAUGACGCUGCGUCCAAACUAUGGGGUGUAUAUAAAUGUCCUACAAAUGUUGAUAUACACACCGAAGAUGGCCAACAAUUUAAUGUUGGAUUAAGCGCUGCUAAAGGAAAGAUAUUUUUUUUUCACGGUUGGUCCAAUGUGGUUGAACAUUUACGACUAACCAUUGGGUGUUUGGUACUAUUUAAUCCGGUAGAUUGUACUACGUUUAAGUUAACAGCUUUCGUUGAUGGUGUUAGUCAUACCACUUUUUGGACGUAUCUGCUCCCUCCAUCAACUCAAUUUUAUGUCAUUCCUGAAUGUAUCCUGCCAAAACACUAUGAUUAUUCGUCAAAUGAUGUAGUCUCUACUGUACUUACAGACAACAACACGUUUAACGUUCUCAUUGAGACAAUUGACGGAAAAGUAGGUUUUUCCGUUGGUAUUGACGUAAUUGUUAGUCAAUUAGAGUUGAAAGAUGGUUGUUUUAUGUUUUUUACAAAAUCUUUUGGUAAUUUUUUCCAUUUAAAAGUAUUUGGGAAAAACGGUCUUCAAAUGGAUUUUUCGGAUGUAGAGAUCGAUGAGGCUGAAGUUGCACCUGUUGAUGUUGAAAAUGAAAAUGAUGAAGAAAUACAUGGUGGUGUAAAAAAGUUUGUCCGUAUGGCUGGUGAAGAUCAUUUUAGGAUUCCCGAUCCUGUUUCACGCAUGGCUAGACUUCAUGAAGGUUUAAAGGAUUUGACCGUUAGAUUUUUGCAUCUGGAUCCGCCAAUGCAGAUUACAAACGGGACCAGACGUGAAAGACGUGAAAGAAGAGGCAAGACUGGUUUUCGUUACGCUUUAACCUCUUGGAAGAAGUUCAUGAAAGCCGCUCGGAUUAACGUCCGUGACCAGGUUCACUUUUCCUUUGAUGAAAAUGAUCAGGUUUUGAGUGUUGAGAGGGUUGUACCCUACGUUAGGCCUACCAAGUAGUUAUAAGACAAUUACGGCAUGUUUUUUGCCUUUCAAUUUUAUCUUUUGUUUUAACAUUGG